Trichoderma virens Gv29-8 is the source of this 663-nucleotide messenger RNA. RefSeq lists its product as uncharacterized. Bases 1 to 663 code for a protein of 220 amino acids. The transcript is spliced from 3 exons. The record is from RefSeq and is a predicted model, not a curated record. Lineage: Eukaryota; Fungi; Ascomycota; Sordariomycetes; Hypocreales; Hypocreaceae.
AUGGAGAAUCCAGUCCAAGAAAUCGCCUCCGUCAUCGAGACUCUCACCAAGGGCUCGCCGCAGCAGCAGCAGGACACGCUCAACACGUAUUUCCUCUCCAACGCAGCCUUCAUCCACCCCUUUUGCCGCGUCCCGUCCAUCUCAAAGGGCUCCAUUCCGCUGGCCAGGGAUCUGGACUCGCGCUGGCUCAUUCUGGGUAUUUAUCGCUGGUAUCGCACGCUCAGCCCGAAAAUCGUCCUCACCGUCGAUUCCUCUGUGUUCGAUCAGCGCAACAGCACCUUGUAUGUCUCGAUCCGCCAGACAUUUUCCAUCUGGUUCAUCCCCUUCCACAGCUCGUCCGUCAAGCUUCUCUCCGUCUUGCGCCUCGCCCAGGGAUCCUCGUCGGAGCCGGGACAAUUGGCGCCAAAAUUCCAACCAGACGGUCGAAAUUCGUCUGCUCUGGCGGGUCCGGGACAGGAGAGGUUGAGAUACUACAUCGCCAGUCAAGAAGAUUUGUACCAGACAAACGACUUUGUGGCCUUUGUGGUGCCGUAUCUCGGGCCGCUGCUGGUGUUUCUGUGGCAGCUGUAUAGCACGGCUCUGAGUGUGGUUGGCUCAAUUUUGUUUUUACCGGUGUACUACUUCAUCAACAGCAGCCAGGCAAAAGCUAGGAGACAGGAGUGA